UAUGUGCCAGCUAAAAUGUCAAGGGUACUUUGAAGUGUUUCAGCACUGACUUGACCUCAUUAAAGGGUAGGUGCAGUAAAGAAGGCUCAGCUGAUAUAGACACUGCCCUCUGUUAUCCAGCGGAGCAGAUCAACAGCAAGAGUGGACUCUGACCUACCCACAAGCCCCAUGUGAGUCUCAUCAGCAUGUGCGUGUAAGAACUGGUCUGAGGCUGACCCCUCUAUAAGAUGACAACAAGCCGUUUUCAACGCCUCCAGGGACUGAAGGAACUUGUAUGACACACUGCAGAGGUGGAACCAUUUGAGGAGGCUUCUUCUUCUUCUUCUUCUUCUUCAGCUUUCUUCCCACUGAUCCGGCUGCACCAUGGCUCUGCUCAUCCACAUGCUGGCCUGUGCGUUCGGCCUGGGCUCUUGGGUGGCAGUGAACGGUCUGUGGGUGGAGCUGCCACUCAUCGUCAACACUCUCCCGGAGGGCUGGGAUCUGCCCUCGUACCUGACCGUCAUCAUCCAGCUGGCCAACCUGGGACCUCUGCUGGUCACCCUCAUGCACAAACUGUGCCCGGGUCGUCUUAAAGAGCACGUCGUCAUCUACUGCAUCCUCUCCAUCGGCGUCCUCUCCUGCAUCUUGCUCGCCUUCUUCUGGGACAAGACUACGAUAGUGGCGGGGGCAUCGCGUAGCACCGCCUUCUUCAUCAUCACCUUCUUCCUCUCUCUGGUGGACUGCACCUCCUCAGUUACAUUCCUGCCUUUCAUGAUGCAGCUUCCAGCCAAAUACAUCACCACAUACUUCAUUGGAGAGGGGCUGAGUGGAUUCAUUCCUGGCGUAGUCGCUCUGGCACAAAGUGUGGGCAUCGGCAAAUGCGUCAACUCGUCUCAGCCUGCAGGAAACCUCACGGAGGGGAGCUUGUGGUCAUCACACACAGAGUAUCUCCCUCCCAACUUUUCCACAGAGGUGUUCUUCAUCCUCCUAGCAGUCAUGAUGUGCAUAAGCCUGGCUGCUUUUGCUGCGCUGAACAGGCUUCCUCGGACAUUCGAGUUGUCUACCGAAAACCUCAUGCCAGACACCGUGGCAUCGGUCUGCUCCGGCCUGGAGAACCCCGGAGCAGAGACUGAUGGAGAGGGUGUGAAAGGCCGGGGUGAGGGGGCAGGCCAGAACAAGCCCCUGUUGGCUGACCCAAAACAAUCUGUGUACCAACUGACCUUCAUCUACUUUAUGGUGGUGUGGGUUAACUGUGCUACUAACGGCCUGCUGCCUUCAGUGCAGACGUACUCCUGUAAGCCCUACGGGAACCUGGCCUAUCACCUCUCUGCUGCUCUGGCAUCAGUGGCCAACCCAGUAGCUUGCACCAUUGCAAUGUUCUUCCAAAACAGGUCGCUGGUGUUUCUCGGCGUGCUGACGGCACUGGGGACAGGAUUUGGCAGCUAUAACAUGGCUAUGGCAGCUAUGAGUCCAUGUCCUUUGCUUCAAGGCACUCUGGCGGGAGAGAUGAUCAUUGUGCUCUCAUGGCUCUUCUUCACCGGGACACUGUCUUAUGUCAAAGUAAUGGUGGGUGUCAUCCUGAGAGACCGGAGCCACAGUGCCCUGGUCUGGUGCGGAGCUGCAGCACAGACAGGCUCGCUAAUUGGCUCCAUCACCAUGUUCCCUCUGAUUAAUGUGGUCCGGCUGUUUAAGUCAGGGGACUUCUGCAAUCUCAAAUGUCCUUUAUGACAGUAAAAUCUGAGAGUCACAGUACUGAGGAGGCUGGAGACAAACUCCGUUAAAGGAGUCGUUUGUGCUUAUUCAAUUUCUCUCUGAGGUUGAUGAAAACAUCAACACCACACUCUCGUAUCUGUGUGUAAAGUUCAGCACUAGAGGUGGGAGUCAAUUACCCUUAGCUUAGCAUGAGGACUGGAGGCAGGGGAAACCUCUAGCUUUGCUCUGUUAAAGGUAACAAAUCUACCUACAAGCACAUCUACAGGUCACCAAUCACCAGAUCAUUGACCUGUUGACCUUUUAUCAUUCAUGCACAAGCAAUACGUAAAAAUGUUUCGGUUGUGAAGUUGCGUUCUCUAACUAUUUCUUGAUGACCAACACAGUUGAAGUGUUGGUAAGUAGAUUUUUCUUCAACUUGACAGAGCCAGGCAAGUUUUUGCCCUGUUUUUAGUCUUAAUGCUAAGCUAACCAGCUGCUGGCUCUAGCCUCAUAUUUAGUAUAAAAACAUGAGAGUGGAAUCAAUCUUUUAUUCUAACUCUCGGCAGGAAGGCGAAUAAGCUUUACUUCUCAAAAUGUCAAACAACUCCAUUGAGGUUUUUCUGUAGGACUAAGAGUCUGUCCUCCCUCAGCCGUUUGUUAAAGAAGUGAUGUUUGAUGAUUUUUACACCAUGUUGCACUUAACUUUUUUUCAAUGUUUUCAAUGUCUUUUAAUAUAAAAAUGAUGGGAAAUACUAUUAACUUGUAUUAAUAUUAAAUUUAAGAAGUGACACACUUAGAAGCAGCUCUUUUGUUCAUUCUGAUUCAGGAAGUGCAUUGCACCAGUCAUGAAACUGUGCUCUUAUUUGUCCACUAGAUGGCGCUAGCACACUUCUAUGUUUUAACACCUGUCAAUCAACAUGCUGCAGGCACACAGUGACCACAAAUCUCUGCACAGGAAAUACAUUUAUACAAAUAAAGUUCAAAUUUAUGU
This is a messenger RNA of Anoplopoma fimbria (sablefish), 2662 nucleotides long. RefSeq names its product solute carrier family 52 member 3 (gene slc52a3-1). NCBI's taxonomy places the organism in Eukaryota, Metazoa, Chordata, Actinopteri, Perciformes, Anoplopomatidae. The transcript is spliced from 4 exons. Gene Ontology annotation, biological process: riboflavin transport. The record is from RefSeq and is a predicted model, not a curated record. Gene Ontology annotation, molecular function: riboflavin transmembrane transporter activity. The coding region runs from base 364 to 1707 and encodes 447 amino acids. Gene Ontology annotation, cellular component: plasma membrane.